AUGCACAGCCGUGAACCCUCCGCGGUACGCGGACGACCUGCAGACCCGUCCACGUUAGCCCCGACCUUCCACGCUCGUCGCGGUCAUUCUGGUUCCAAAAGCCCCGAUGUUUCAACCGUCCAACCUGCGGCUUACGACGCGGGAUUGGAAAGGCGACCGUCCAACUCUUACGGCCACCACCGUCAGACCUCCAUUUUUCAUGGCAUGCACCAUUCGCGCAAUCCGAGCAUGGCAGGCUCGAGUGCUUCUGCUAGUCCGCUGAGCCCGGAAUUGAUCGCCUCCUUCGGCCGCGGCAGCUUCGAGGAAGGCACAUCGCCAGCAAAGGUUGAUCAUCUCGACCCCCCACCACCCUUUCCAACUCCCACGCCGACCGCGACGCACGGCAUCCCGAACUCGUUGGCCACCAUACAAGACAAUAAUGUCAGUGUCUCUGGCAGUGGAAGCCCCGUGGCCACAGGACAUACCCGAGGGAAUUCAAAAGGGAAAACGGGCAGGCGUGACCGAUCCCAAAGUCAGUCCCAUUCGAAGCAGCACUUAGAAUCCAAGACAGUGGGAGAGUAUGCGCUGCAUCAUUUAUUCAACUCGUUUGUCGGUAAAGCAGAGAGCAAAAUCAAUCAAGCUAUCAUGAAGCUGGGAGAAUCAGAGGCUCCCGUCGAGGAAGUCUGCGGGCCUGGCGCAGAUGCUAGCUUCGAUCAAUUGAUAUCUGCCCUCGGUCACAUCUCGAGGCAGAAGCCCAAACCUCUCAUUGAUACCAUCAUGCUCUGGCGGAAAGCCAAGGGCGACGCAGCUAUCACGGCGAGACAAAUGACAAAUGAUCUGCCAAAGCCCCCCGCACUGACUGAGAAUGGAGCAAUCGUACGCCGAAACACCGAACCCACGCAGGCGGCUAUCGAUCCUUCCGCCGUGGAUCGAACACAGUCAUCGACGGCUUUCCUCGGUCGACCAGACGACAUCGCGCUCAUAGAGCGCCGUGCCACGGUCUCUGUCUAUCUAGUUUGUCGAGUCCUAAUCGAGAUCUACAACCAAAGUAGUCUCGCCUCCAUCACUCACGACAUGGCAGGUCGACUGGAAGAUAUCGUUUUUGGUCAGGUCAGGGCAGUGGAUCCCGAUCAGACUGUGGCAUCCCCGCUGCGUAUGGCGAAUUGGAGAAUCUACGGCCAGCUACUCGGUAUUAUGAGUGAAUUGAAUUUUCCUAGUGUCGCCAACCGCUUCCUCACCGAGCUCGAUAAAUAUCAAAAAGAUGAACUGGCCCGAGGCUCGUCGCGCGACGGCGAGGCCAAAGUGGAAUUGCUCGUCCUUGGAAUGAGAAAUCUGCGUCUACCAACAUCGUCUGACGGUUGGGUCAAGUCUUGUGACUUCAUGCGCUCAGCAGCGCGUCUUUUCGUCAACGCCCAUGGUCAGAGAAUCAAGCAGGCUUAUUGCCAUACCAUUGAAAGACUGCUGCUGCCAAUUGCAGCCAAUCCCGUCGUUGACUUGUCCUUACCCCGCUGGAAGGAGUUUCUGGACAUCAUUCACCCACGGCUGACACAGCUGAUGGCAAAGCCUCGACAUUGGGCUGCCGCUUUCUCCUUGAACGCGCUGUUGCUGUGUAUCUCAAGUAAAGAUACCUUCUCAUCACAGUGGUUGCCAAUGAUCGCGAGCUUGCCGCCCCGCUUGAAGGACCGCCCUUCGCGUGCGCCGGCUUUGCACGCGAUCUGCCGUCUUGUUUGGACAUACUUCUUUCGAUAUUCGGACUCUACAACUACUACUCUUCGUAAGGUGGAAGAAGUUACAAAAGUUGCCCUCCCGUCAGGCAAACGGACAUACCUCAGCGCGGAGCCGGUCUUUGCGGAUCCUUUGAUUCAAUUGAUUCGCAUGAUUGGAUUCAAGUAUCCCGAUGUUUGCUUCAGAAAUAUUAUCUUCCCUCUAAUCAGCUCAGAUCUGUUCGUGUCAGGCCGUGAACUGCGAAUCGAACAGAUGGAGCCAGAGAAGGUGGUGAUUGGAAUUCGUUCAUUUCUAGCAACAAUGUCCGAUCUCGAGACUAGCGAUCAGCUUUGCCCACCAAUACCUACGGGUUCACUGCCAAACCCAUUCCUGGAUAGUUCCAUUCCCUCAUACUUCCAUCGCUCUCAACUUCUCGCUGAGCCCAAAGCCAGAGCAUCCGUUGACCGGGCCGACACCUCAUCUUCCCCCGUGAAUAUCUCCAGAUUGAGUGAUAAUGUCAAAGAGUAUUAUUUCCGUUUCUGUGAAGUCCUUGGCAAGAUCACGAUCCUGUGCGACAACACUUUCGGCGGGCAAGCUGUCCUAGACGAGAAAUUCGGGGGCACAACGCCGAAAACGCCACUGACCGAAGCUUUUGGAUUCGGUCGAAGAGAUGACCAUUUGAGUGCAGUGGAUCAGAAGCAAGGUUUUUACGACUUGCUCCACGUAGCUGUACAAGCCUUACCUCGGUGUCUUUCGGAUCACAUCCCUUUCAAUUCUUUGAUUAACCUGCUAUGCACUGGCACUGCCCACGUUCAGACUAAUAUCGCCAGAUCUUCGGCGGACUCUCUGAAGGCAAUUGCUAGGCAGUCCCAUGCCCAGCAAGUUACCAUUGGAUUCGCCCGGUUCAUCUUCAAUUUCGACGCGCGGUAUUCCACCAUGUCUGAUGAAGGAAUGCUCGGACCCGGUCACAUCGAGUCAACUCUGAAACUGUACGUUGAACUUCUCCUCAUAUGGAUAGACGAAAUCAAGCAGAAGACCAAGGAGGCGUCUUCCGAUCAGCUCGAAAAAUCCAUAACCGGGAGCCGAGCUCUACAUCUUGAUCUCUCAACUGUGCUUGCACAUGUCGAGGAGAUCGAAUCCCACGGCCUCUUCUUCCUCUGCUCGCAGUCUCGGCGCGUUCGCGCCUUUGCGAUCAACGUCCUUCGCCUCAUCACUGAGUUCGACAAGGCACUCGGCAAAGAAAAUGAACGCAUCAUUCGAAUUCUAGAGGCGGAUUCUCAGCAACUGCUGGACCUGAACGAUGAGCAAUUGACCGUUGCCGAGCGAAGCCGCAUUCAAAAGGGCAAAAGACGGAGUGCCACGAACAACACACUGAUAGAGCUUUGCAGCAGCGAGGUCUCCUAUGAUUCUACGCUGUGGUCCAAGGUCUUCCCGAACAUUAUUCGGGUGAGCUUCGAGACUUGCCCGUUCGCUGUUACACUAGGUCGCGAGAUAGUCUGUGCACGCCUGGUUCGCAUGCACAAAAUGAUUACAUCCUUGGCAGAGCGCACACGGCAUCCGCAGUACUCUCCAAUUGAGCCCUAUCCAAGCCGACCCAUGGCACGAAGCAACAUGACUGCCGAAAUAUUGGUCGAGCAGUGGAAGCUCUAUCUGGUCAUGGCUUGCACGACCGUCACCAGCGUCGGCGCGCAGUCCCAGAGCCAAUUGGCGAACGCCCAGCACGCGCGUAAAGCUUCCAAGGGCUCUCAGUUCUCUGACAAGAUCAGUUCCGCGCGCAGUCUGUUUGCAUCCGUCAUUCCCCUGCUUUCUGCUGAAAGGGACUCUAUCCGUAAUGCUAUUGUGGUUGCACUCGGCUCUAUACACAAAAAUCUGUACCGUACUUUGUUGGAGUCGUUGCAGUACGCAGUCACCACAUGUAACGAGGAAGCAAAGGUCCGGAUUGGAUCCCACCACCGGACACCCAGCAGUGCUCAUCGAAACCGGAACACCGACCGUCUUAGGACAGAGGUUACCCAUGUUUACAAGUUGACUUCCCGAUUCUUGCGCGAGCCCGAAGUCUACAACGAUGACUGGAUCGUCAACAACAUCAUCACCUACGCAAAAGACCUGCGCAUCUUCCUCAGCGAUGCUGAAAUCCAAAACGACUGGGAGUUCCAGCGCCUCCGAUUCCAUUACUGUGGCCUGAUGGAGGAGCUCUUCGAGGGCGUCAAUCGCACAAGGGACCCGUUCCGCUGGAUGCCUUUCGAAUCCAGAAAAUCCGCCUUUUCUCUCAUGGAGGACUGGUGCGGAUACUCCCCUAAUCAAGUUCAGAUCUCAGAAAGAGAAGAGCAGAUGCGCAAAUUCGCCGCGUCGCCGCAAUUCGAUGGCGGAGAGAUCAAAAAUGCAGCUGCCGCCACUGAGAUCGAAAAGAAGAAUCUCCGGGCGGCAGCUUUGAGCGCCAUGGCGUCUCUAUGUGCCGGCCCCAUCAGCAUCACGACCGACAGCGGAUCUGUGCUCCAAUUCGAUGUCGUGCGCAUGCUGUCAUGGCUUGACAUUAUUUUCAACACUGUCAGUGAUAAGUGGCACUCUAUUGGACGUCGGGCGUUGAACAACUUGAUAGUCCACAACAUGGAGCAUUCGUAUCUGAUGGAGCGAUCGAUUGAGAUGUGCUACGUGGCUGAACACCCGAAGGCUCUUGAGAGCUAUUUCGAAGUGUCAACCCAAGUUUUGAUCGAGUACCCUGAAUACAAAUUGCCUUUCUGGAGGAUUUUGGGCGCCGUUCUGGUCACUCUUGGAAGCCCCAAACGCGAGAUCCGAAUGAAAUCAGCCAAACUUCUUCGCCGACUGGAGGAACGGCAGCAGAAAAGCUCCCGUCUGCAAGACUUUGAUAUUAGCAUCUCAGACAAGACGACAGCAGUGUACCAGUUGGCUCAAUUUGAAACUUCCAAACGUCUCGCUAUUCUUCACGCAGAUCUGGCGUUUACACUGUUUUCCGAGUUCUCCCUGCAUUUCCGCGAUCUGCGACCCGACAGUCAGCGAAACAUGGUUGCUGCAAUUCUCCCCUGGGUUCAGGCGAUGGAGCUGCAAGUCGAUCCGAAUGGUGAGCCCACAGCUUCUUCAUAUAUGCUUCUCGCAAAUCUCUUUGAGAUAACUAUUCGCUGUAGUUCGGCGUUACCGAAUCAGGUACAAGCGAUGUGGCAGGCGUUGGCUACGGGUCCCCAUGGCGGCAAUGUCCAGGUUGUCCUCGAUUUCAUCAUCAAUCUGUGCUUGGAGAGAAAGGAGCAAAACUUUGUGGAAUAUGCGAAGCAGGUCGUGGUCUUCCUUGCGUCGACUCCGGCUGGUUCCAAGGUCAUUGAGUUCUUCCUGCUUUUGGUGGUCCCCCGAAACAUGGUACAGGAUCGCAAGGAAAUUACACCCCAGCCCGCGGAGACUCACAAUCUACCGUACGUGGCGGAUCUGAGCACCGUGCUUCCCAAGGGACACAAACAAGCUGGACUCUUUUUGGGUCAAGUCGCUCUCAUUUUUCUCGUCGAUCUCAUGGUAGCCCCAGUGACUCUGGCGAUGGAACACGUCAUUAAAUUGCUUCAUGUCGUUCUCAUUCUCUGGGAUCAUUACACGGUCACUGUUCAGGAACAGGCUCGUGAGAUGCUGGUCCACCUUAUCCAUGAGCUUGUCGCUGCCAAGUUGGCAGAUGACGCACCUGCGGAGAUGCGCCAGGCUGUUGAAGACUUUGUCGAAUUAAUCAGGCAAAAUGACAGUACCGUCGUUUGGGACUAUGCGGAUAAUCAAGUCAAUGACGAAGAAUCUGAUGGACGACGCGUGCUCACCGCCAUGGCGACUGUGACGCGUGAAGUGGUCAAGUUCUUCAGUUUUGAGAACAGCGGCGUUGAUAACCUGUGGGCGAAGGAGGCCCUCAUAUGGGCGACGUGUUGUCCAGUUCCCCACCUGGCUUGCCGUUCGUUUCAGGUGUUCCGCUGUAUUUCAACGUCACUGGACUCCGCCAUGUUAGCAGACAUGCUUGUUCGACUGUCAACCACAAUUGCUGAUGAGGGCAAACAUUACCAAUCAUUCUCGAUGGAGAUUUUGACCACGCUGAAAGGAACAAUUGGCUCGAUGACCGCAUCCGACCUUUUGCAGCAUCCGCAAUUGUUUUGGACCACGUGUGCUUGCUUGAACACGAUUCAUGAGAGCGAGUUCGUCGAGAGCCUGGGUAUGUUGGAGGAAAUUCUUGAAAAACUCGAUCUCGGCGACGCCGUGGUCAUAGCGCAGCUUUUGGAUGGGCAGCCUCCGAAAUGGGAGGGUGGGUUCGAAGGGAUUCAAGAUCUCGUAUUCAAGGGAAUCAAGUCUUCGGAGACAUUCGGUCGCGCACUGGAUAUCCUACACAGCCUAAGUGGCUUGCCUAACAACGAACUCAUCGGAGACGGAACUCGUCAACUGUUCAGCAUCCUGGCGAACCUUCCGUGCUUCCUUCGAUGCUUCGACCAGGAGUUCAAUGAACAGAAGCCUAUCAUGCACGCUAGCUUGCUUGCACGCGCUGCUGAAGACGAGCGGUGUCCCAGACUUGCUGCCUCGUUGUUUGGUUUCGCUAACCAGCAGUACAAAACGGAAGACGUCUUCUUGGAUCAUAUUGUGACGGAGAUCAAGUCUUAUUAUUUCCCGCAGCUUGACUUUCAAUGUUUGAUCUUCCUCAUGGGCCUUCUCACCAACACCACGGAUUGGUUCCGAAUCAAGACCAUGAAAAUUCUUUGUGUCUUGAUACCAGAGGUCGACAUGCGGCGAACUGAGGUGACAUGCCAUGGCCCCGAUCUGAUCUCCCCGUUGUUGCGGCUUCUCCAGACAGAACUGUGCCCGCAGGCUCUAGGUGUUCUUGAUCACAUCAUGACCGUUUCUGGUAAUCCGAUGGAGCGGCAUCACAUCCGCAUGAGCAUGGCCUCGGCCGUUUCCUCGCAGGCCAUUCGCAAGGAGUAUGAACGCAUACAGAGUCUAUAUGGGAUACCCGAAGAGACAGGCUGGUCCAUUCCCAUGCCUGCGACGCAGUCGAUGAUGACGCGCAACAACGUUCAUGCUGUUUUCUACACAUGCAAUGACGCUGGUGCAAUGGGGCCAGAGGAGAAGGUGGCGCCUGAUGUCGAAUUCCGGGCCGACGAUUUCAAAGAUUCAUUCUUCCCAAUGAGGGCUGACACCAUGAAGUCGAUCGAUACCCUGACAGAUGGGAAUAUGGGCGACAUUGUUCAAAAGCUCGAUAGUCUGGACGACUUCUUCGAGGAAACUGAGCCUGGUGUUUCCUCUCUCAAUUCGGUACCGCAGACGAUCCACCGCGGAUUUGCAGGAAGCUAUGUGGAUACGAAUGCCCAUCUUUACGAUCAACAGACAGCACCCAUUUUGCGUAAGUCCCUCGCACGUACAGGGUCCACAUCCUCUUUUCACAACGGUCUGGCGGAAUCCCGUCCGGUCAAUUCACGUUAUGAUGGGGCAACCAUGCGCUCUCCAGCCAAUCAACCGUCUCAAAAACUGCAAGUUUUGCGCCCACCGUCUCACACUCGCUCGGUCACAUCCCCUGCAAAUAAUCUCUAUUCCCACAAUCCGCAAGUAGGUCCGCAUGCACCGCCUCCCAUCGCCGUGCAUGAAUCAGCCUUCUUUUCGGAUGACGAGAUCGAGGACGCAUAUUCGGAUUUUGAAGAACGUCAAAAAGGUCUUCAGCCACCAGGGCCACAUAUGGUGCGUAGUGCCACUGACGGAUCGCAUUCGAUCGAGAGCAUGAUUCGCAGCGGUAUGCGUCGACUCACGGGUGGUGCAGGCAAUGGUAGAGAGAAAGAACGACAGCGUGAUCAUCUCCGUGCGCAACACCGCGCUAUGGCUCAAAUGGCGACUUCGCCCCGAGUCCCCAAGGUUCCAGAGGAGUACCUCACAGGACCAACUAGCCAUCCCACAUCCCCAAAGUCAUGA
Messenger RNA from Penicillium diatomitis, 7608 nucleotides. RefSeq names its product putative cell morphogenesis protein (PAG1). Gene Ontology annotation, cellular component: cell cortex; site of polarized growth. Bases 1 to 7608 code for a protein of 2535 amino acids. The transcript has 4 exons. Lineage: Eukaryota; Fungi; Ascomycota; Eurotiomycetes; Eurotiales; Aspergillaceae. Gene Ontology annotation, biological process: cell morphogenesis. The record is from RefSeq and is a predicted model, not a curated record.